Molecule: messenger RNA, 3778 nt
Organism: Amphibalanus amphitrite
Lineage: Eukaryota; Metazoa; Arthropoda; Thecostraca; Balanomorpha; Balanidae
Exons: 2
Coding region: 145-3438 (1097 amino acids)
Source: RefSeq, a predicted model, not a curated record
UGAAGCGCAGCUCGGCAUAUUUUAGACGCUGCUUAUGCUUUGUGGUUAAACUCUUGCUUAUCGUAUUAUGAACUAUUUCAUGUCUAUUUAUAUGAAAGGCUGCUCCGCUUGUCUUCUUCUGUUCUAUGGUAGCGGAAUGGUGGAAUGACAGCUAAAAGAUCCGAUCCUAUCGUCGAUAAUAAUACGGCUGCUUUCAAAAAAGACAGAUCAGAGUUUAUAACAUCGCCUGUUGAUUAUCGCAGGAAAAAUGCCCUGCAUGACCGUGAUUUGCGUGAUUACCUGAAAUUUUCAGAAAACUUUAAGAAACUAGUGAGAUCUGGCAUAUUGCUAUCGGACGGCCGCAUAAUUUGUAGCGACGAGCAAUGGGCACAGACAAAGGAAGCUCUGAUCAAUAAGAUACUAUCAACAAUAUACGGACGAAGCAAAUCUGCAUCUCCAGUUACAAAAGUUGGAAGAAGCAGAACUUCUCUAGGCGCUGCAUCAUCUAAAGCGGAAGUUUCACCACUAAGGCGUGGGUCAGGAGCCGGCAGAAGCAGUAGUCAUCAUUUGCCAGGGAGAAUAUACGAAACCACUUCUCAAAGCAGUGACGAAAUUUGGGGAAAUAUGUCGAAAAACGAUCCAGGAUCAUCUAAGGAAGGUGCACAGAGCCGUAAAGGUAGUGCAUAUUCUCGAGAUGGCCUAUCCAAGCGAUAUUCACAAUCAGUUCAUCAGACUGUAACAGGUAAAGUGGUCCCAGGGAAAGGACCAAGUAGCAGUGGAUUGACAAGUGAGCGAGGCCAGUCUCAACAAAAGAAAAGUUUACGAGAACAUGACGCAAUAAAUAAGCAAAGGAUAAUCGAUGAACUUCGGAGAAAUGAGCGCAAGAAGCCAGGGCAAGGCAAGCAAUAUCAGAGUAAAGAGCAUAUAAAGACGAAGAUACCCGAUGGGGACGAAAAACGAAAUGAAGAAAAUAUGAACCAAGAAUCCACGAAACGAGCUACGCAGCGAGAUGCUGCUAUUUUGAAAACUUUGGGGCAAUCAGCAGAUAUUUUAAAUGCUUUGAAAAGCGGUCUAGGAGGUAACGUUAUUAAGGCCUUUAAUGAAGGAUAUUAUUUGCAGCCUGCCGCAGCUGGUGCAGAGAGUGAUCCACUGGAGACUCUUCUAUUGGACCUGUUGAAUAGGCAAGACAGACUGUUUCGUGCUUUAGGGGAAAGAAAUGUUGCUGAAAUAUUAGGCUUUUUGGAUCUCACUCCAGAAUCUAUUUUGGUGAGUCAAAAACCCAUGUAUGAACAGUACAGCCCGCAUGUACAAAUGAAGAAAAUGAUUCAUGACCUUCAGAGUAGGUCAGUGACAGAGGAAAUUUUCUACAAAGAAGCCGCAGAUCUUGUAAAAAUGAUGAAUCCGGCGCAGAUCGUCCGACACAUAGCGAUGUGUGCUGCCUCCGCGGCAGCAACCCGUCGAAUCCUGAAAGUGACCUCGAAGCCAGUCGCGGCCGACCGGUUCGGCUUGACCUGGUCGACGGAGCGUCCCAGUCGCGACAGCGUCGCGUCGCUGGCGGUACGGCUGGUGGAUGGCGCCAUAGGACAGGCCAGGAAUGUCCACGCAUACCUGACCGCCGGCAGUCAAGUGAACCUCAGUCAGCUGGGGAUUGGCAACCCAGACCCACUGGUUGCCGUGCCCCGCCACAUCAGCGUGGGAGUGCUUACGAUUGAGCCGUAUAGUGACGAGCACGUCUCCUUCAGCGACAAGAGCACUGUGCUCCGACGUCCGCUGGAGGGCGGCCUGGCCGUGGCAGACUUGAAGCCAGUGCUGGACCGGCCUCCCACACCCAUCCCAGACGCUGAGAGAGUUCAGAGGAAGUCGAGAGAGCGCCUUGAACGCAUUGAAGCCGAAAGCGCCAUCAUAGAAGCCAAGAAAAAGGCUCGAGAACUGGUGAAAGAAAUCAGGAAAGACUCAGAAAAGCGACUAAGGAGGCGGCUCAAACAAGAGGGAGUAAAGCAUGAGCGCAAGCUUUUGGAAGACAUCAAAAGAGUUAUGCUCAGUGAAAAUAGCAGCGAAAGGCUCAAAGACCGUGUAUACACGAGGCUUGCUGAUUGGAAGGCAAUAGAAAGCGAGAGAAAUCAGCACUUGGCCCGUGUAGUAGAGUCAAUAUCCGACCUGGUUCCCCACGUUGUUGGCGCGCAAAAAGACCGCUUCAUACGAAGCAUCUCUCGGCAGAUGUCAAGCAUUGUUGCAAUGACACUGAAACAGGCUCAGGAGCUGAUGCAAGAGGCGAUCAAGACAACGAACAGUCAGACUGGGCCGGAGAAAAUGAGCGCUGACGAGGACAGUGACGAAUUUGAAUCGGUGAGCUCAGCAAUGCUGGACGAGACACUGCCUGAUGACCAGUUAGAGGGCACUGAGGGGGAGCAGGACACGUUCCGACCCAGGUUCGGUGACGAUGAACUGCACCUGAGCCAAACCGUGGCGGCCGGGGGGCUGGCCGCCAUUUCGGUGAAGCACAGUGAGGACGGCGGCGGCCACAAGGGCCACAGCCACGCGCCUCCCGUGUCGCACAUGAAGCAAUUCUUUAAGAACCGCGCUUCAAUGCCUGCCAUCUCGACCACGGCGGAGAGCAGUGGCGCAGCUCGGAGCCAGCGUCAUUCGAUGCCGGCCGCUCUGCCCGAGUGCAUGGACCCGGGCCAGCUGCACGGCCGGCACAGCUUUUUGUCGGUCACGCAGCCGGACGUCAAGGUGCUGCCCGAGUACCGGCACAAGACGCAGCGCCAGGUGGAGUCUGUGCUGCACGAGCACUCGGCGUUCGGCCGGCUGCAGCAGCUCUGCGCGUCGCCGGCCGGCUCCGACGACGGUUCGGUGCUGGUCUCGGAGGACCUCGGACAGCCCGACGAGGAGCUCGUGCCGACGGCGCGGCGCCGGCGACAGCCGCUGCCGGCCGCCGGCGAGGAAGACGACGCGCUGUCGGAGCUGCCGCCCACUGACGAGGACCACGGACGCCGCGGUGCGCCGCGCACCGUGGCUAGCGUGCCGACCGCGCUCCGAGCGCCGGCCGCCGCGCCGUCGGCGGCCACCGGUAAGACACAGAGCCUUACAUCGCGUGUGAUGCUGCGAUGCGACUCGGACCCGAGACUCUCGCUACGCACCAGUACAGCCGAGGUGCACGUGGACGUGCACGAGCACAGCGCCCAGUGCGAUCAGCACCAGUCGCACCACGAGGAGGCCGCCGAGCUGCAGGUGCUCGAGAGCUCGGCGUUCGGCAUCAGCGCCGAGCGCACCGUGUCCGAGUCGGGCGCGGUCGGCGCCGGCCCGGCGGCGGCGGCGGACGCGCGCCGGUCCGGCUCGGCCGACGGCGGCCCGCUGACCCACUCGGACAUCGACAGCGACGAUGAGGCCGAGCUGAGGGUUCGCCACCCGAGCGGCGAUAACCUGCCGCGCACCGGCGCGCCCUCGCGCUACUACUGACUGGCGACGAGACGUGCUCGCACGGUAACUCACCGAAUGGCUCCUGUUGUACCUUGGCUUGGAAUUGAAAUGUGCUGACAAAGCGUUGGCUGAAUCGUAUCACUGCGGUAGGGAUUUGCCAGAAACGGUGUGAGAGAUAGCAUCGCCAAUGGGUCGGCUCUCACCUGGCUGCAGUGUGGCACACGGCUCUCACCUGGCUGCAGUGUGGCACACGGCUCUUACCUGGCUGCAGUGUAGCACACGGCUCUCACCUGGCUGCAGUGUAGCACACGGCUCUCACCUGGCUCUCACCUGGCUGUAGCACACGUGACGCUCGGUAAUACAAGCGAUCAGGGUUUGG